This is a messenger RNA of Vombatus ursinus (common wombat), 2841 nucleotides long. It is a transcript of the gene ABTB1, whose product is annotated as ankyrin repeat and BTB domain containing 1. Gene Ontology annotation, cellular component: cytoplasm; ubiquitin ligase complex. The record is from RefSeq and is a predicted model, not a curated record. NCBI's taxonomy places the organism in Eukaryota, Metazoa, Chordata, Mammalia, Diprotodontia, Vombatidae. The coding region runs from base 116 to 1552 and encodes 478 amino acids. The transcript is spliced from 12 exons. Gene Ontology annotation, molecular function: protein binding.
UGGGACGAGGAAGGGCCGUGAAAGGGAAGGGCCGACGCCGCCGCCUUCGCCACCGCCAGAGUCUUCCCGAACCCCCGCCGAGCCCGAACCCACCGGGUCAUGAGCGCUCCGGGCCAUGGACACCAGCGAUCUCUUCAUCAGCUGCAAGAAAGGAGACGUUUGCCGAGUCCGGUACCUUCUGGAGCAGAGAGAUGUGGAGAUCAAUGUCCGGGACAAAUGGGACAGUACCCCUCUAUAUUAUGCCUGCUUGUGUGGACAUGAGGAGCUUGUACGGUAUCUCCUGGCCAAUGGAGCCAGGUGUGAGGCCAACACUUUUGAUGGGGAGCGCUGCCUGUAUGGGGCACUGAGCGACAGCAUCCGUCGGGAGCUGAGGGAUUACAAGCAGAUCACCUCCACCCGAAUGCAGAGGGAUUAUUAUGAUGACUUCCUGCAGCGGCUCCUGGAGCAAGGCUACGAGAGCGACAUUGUAUUCAUCGUCCAUGGGAAAUCCUUUUGUGCCCACCGAUGCAUCCUCAGUGCCCGAAGUAGCUACUUCGCCAACAUGUUUGAUACCAAGUGGAAGGGCAAAAGUGUGAUUGCCCUCAAGCACCCGCUGAUCAAUCCCACGGCCUUUGGCUCCCUUCUGCAGUAUCUCUACACAGGCCGCCUGGACAUUGAUGUGGAGCAUGUGAGUGACUGUAAGAGGCUGGCCAAGCAGUGUCAGCUGCAGGAGCUCAUCACCAGCCUGGAGACCAAGUGCAAGAAGGCCUAUGAGUUUGUGGCCUCCAAGCCAGGGACAUGUGUGAAGGUGCUGACCAUUGAGCCGCCCCCUGCUGACUGCCGGCUCCGGGAAGACCUGGCGCUGCUGGCAGACUGUGCCUUGCCUCCGGAGCUCCGAGUGGGCUUCGGAGAGUUGCCUUUUGACAGCACCGACAAUUUCAGCAGCUGUCCUGACGUGUGUUUCCGCGUGGCUGACUAUAACUUCUUAUGUCACAAGGCCUUCUUCUGUGGCCGUAGUGACUACUUUCGGGCCCUGCUGGAUGACCACUUCAGUGAGAGUGAAGAGCUGGCAGCAUCUCCUGGCCUCCCUGCGGUCACCCUGCAUGGCAUCUCCCCUGACAUCUUUACCCGAGUGCUAUACUAUGUGUAUAGUGAUGACACUGAGCUGUCUCCUGACAUUGCCUACGAUGUGCUGUGUGUGGCUGACAUGUACCUGUUGCCUGGCCUGAAGCGGCUGUGUGGCCGGAGCCUAGCACAAGUGUUGGAUGAGGACAACGUGGUUGGUGUCUGGAAGGUGGCCAAGCUGUUCCAGCUGACUCGCCUGGAAGACCAGUGCACAGAGUUCAUGGCCAAGGUCAUCGAAAAGCUAGUAGAACGCGAAGAGUUUGUGGCGGCUGUGAAGGAAGAGGCUGCGGCGGUAGCUGAGCGUCAGGAGACGGACUCCAUCCCCCUUGUGGACGACAUCCGUUUCCAUAUCACUAGCAACGUGCAGACUUACAGCGCCAUUGAGGAGGCCAGCCAGAGGCUGCAGGUCCUGGAGGAGCUCUUGGCCAACAUCGGCCUGGACUGUUGACUUCUGCUGCUAACUGGGGACCCCAGUGUCCCCCUCCCCUUUCUGAUGAGGGCUUGGUGUGGCUCCCCCCUUGCUGCAGAGAAGCAGCAGCCUGAACACAGGGCCCUGGCCACGUUUGACGCCAGGGUGUCUGGGCAGCUUUCUCUCAAUGGCUUUGAGAUCAGCAUCCCCCCCUUCCCUGGACCUGGGAUUGUUGGGUGGAAGGGGUUUCCUCCAAGCACUGAUUAUAUCCUUGGGAUUGAAAGCCCCAAUCGCUAUAGGUCUUGAAUCUUUGUUUCUAGAAGCUAAGAAUGUGUUUUUCUGCUAGGCGAAGGAGAGAAGCAUUGUCACAAUCAGCUUCUCUUCCUGACCAUGUGUGUGUGUGGGCAAAGCCCUCCCCUUCUCCUCCCCGGCCGUGGGGCAGAUGGGCUUUCACUCCUGUGGGACAUGGGCUGUGUAGCUCGUUUGGCCCCAGCCUGCCUUAUUCCAUCCAGGUUACUGAGCUUUCCCCUCCGGUCCCUUCACUAGAGGGGAAAAGAAGGCUCUGGGGACAAGACUGUCCUAAUCCUGCCUCUUGGGGGAGGAGUCUUUUGGUAAAGAUUAUCUUCCUUUCCUUUGCUUCUAGGAUCAGAGAGGCCUGGCGCUGGAGAAUGCAUUACUCCAGGGAAUGUCCCUUCCCGCACCGUGUGGUCCCUUGACUCCACACGGGCCAAGAGCCAGUCCCAUGGUCUCUCUAGCUUAGGCUCUGGGUAGGAGGGAGAGAGGCAGGUGGCUUUGCUCAGGACACUGGAGGCUUCCCUGACUGCCUCAAGGUACCAUCAGAGUCCAGUUUGGGGUCAAGCUGAGUACUUCUGGUUCCUGGGGCCCAGUGAUGGGGGCUUUCCUUUUUUUUUCCUCAAAGCACAAACGGGUAUCUCAAAAACUCCUGGUGGGGCUGUAGGAGAGUGAUUUUUGGUUGGGGUGAUAAAUCCUGGAAAAGCUGGGAUGUUGGAAAAACUGGGUUCCCCCAAGGUCUCCAAGGCCAGAUAAAGCCUGGAGAUUGUGCUAAGCCCAGAGAAAACUGAUCUGGGCUUGUGAGGAGAGCUGUCCUCCCUGCCCCUCGUUCCCCCUAGGCUGGUUAUGGAGGGCUCCCCAGAUACCCUUGCUCAGAGAGGGGAGGGGAGGGGCUGAGAGCUGCCCAGCAACUUUGCUUCAGAAAAAAAAAACAAAACCCAAACUGCAGGUUUUCAGAGCUAAGAUCUAUUCUAAUAUAUACUAUUUAAAAAUAAAACAGAGGAGCAUGUGUGCGGCAAUAAAAAUAUAUUUCCCUA